AAUGAACUACAGAUUCAUUUACCCCUAUACUCCGCGGUUUGUUAAAGAUAAUCCGUAGCUCGCGCCCGAAUCCGACCCGUUAAAAACCCUAACCUGCGCGUUUUCCCUUCCUCAGCUAACGGCGAGCGCGAGAGCGAAGAUAGAGGCGCCAUGGCGACGAGCUCCACCACAACAUACUCGCCUUCACAAAGUCUGGAGAAGAGGCAGCAACAGCAGCAGAGGAGGAGACUCUUCAGAGAAAUCGACUGGAAGCGAUCCGACGGUCGAGAGUUCCAUCAGUGCAGGCCUGCGUUUCUGAGAACAGGUGCUGCAAGUGCUGCAGCAGGAUCUGCAUAUGUUGAGUUUGGAACAACCAAGGUCAUCGUAUCUGUGUUCGGUCCAAGGGAAAGCAAGAAGGCAAUGAUGUAUAGUGAUAUUGGUAGAUUGAAUUGUAAUGUGAGCUACACAACAUUUUCUGCUCCUAUACGUGGUCAGGGAUCAGAUCACAAAGAGUAUUCGUUAUUGCUUCAUAAAGCACUGGAGGGUGCUAUAAUUUUAGAAACUUUCCCAAAGACUACUGUUGAUGUUUUUGCAUUGAUAUUGGAAUCUGGUGGAAGCGAUCUUCCAGCUAUUAUAUCUUGCGCAAGUCUUGCCUUGGCUGACGCAGGAAUUAUGAUGUAUGACCUCGUUUCUGCUGUCUCAGUGUCAUGUUUUGGAGCGAACCUAGUUAUUGAUCCGAUGGCAGAGGAGGAAGCUUGCCAAGAUGGAAGCCUCAUGAUCACAUGUAUGCCUACUCGUCAUGAGAUCACUCAACUCACUCUCACUGGAGAAUGGUCGACUGCCAAAAUCAACGAGGCAAUGGAUUUGUGCCUUGAUGCUUGUUCAAAGCUUGCCGGCAUCAUGAGAUCAUGUCUAAAGGAAUCAGUCUCUUCAUAAAAGCUAAUUCUUGGAGUAUCUACUUGUUAAUGACGAGAGAGAACCUUAUUUCUUUGCUGUUGCUCACUUUGUAACUCAAAUGUUUUUGCUGUGUUGUAUAAUGAUGGAUACAUUUUGUUAACAGAGAUUAUUAGAUUAGUUAAAAACUCGAUUAUCUUACUUGCAGAA
Asparagus officinalis (garden asparagus) is the source of this 1083-nucleotide messenger RNA. RefSeq names its product exosome complex component RRP41-like. The record is from RefSeq and is a predicted model, not a curated record. Gene Ontology annotation, cellular component: nuclear exosome (RNase complex); nucleolus; cytoplasmic exosome (RNase complex). NCBI's taxonomy places the organism in Eukaryota, Viridiplantae, Streptophyta, Magnoliopsida, Asparagales, Asparagaceae. The transcript has 7 exons. Gene Ontology annotation, biological process: rRNA catabolic process; poly(A)-dependent snoRNA 3'-end processing; U4 snRNA 3'-end processing. Bases 151 to 915 code for a protein of 254 amino acids.